Messenger RNA from Penicillium riverlandense, 2967 nucleotides. RefSeq names its product glycoside hydrolase family 31 protein. The coding region runs from base 1 to 2967 and encodes 988 amino acids. The record is from RefSeq and is a predicted model, not a curated record. Lineage: Eukaryota; Fungi; Ascomycota; Eurotiomycetes; Eurotiales; Aspergillaceae. The transcript has 4 exons. Gene Ontology annotation, biological process: carbohydrate metabolic process. Gene Ontology annotation, molecular function: hydrolase activity, hydrolyzing O-glycosyl compounds; carbohydrate binding.
AUGGUUGGCUUCAGGGACAUUGCUGCCACGGGGGCUUGGCUCCUGCCUGUAGCCUAUGGGGCGAGUUCGACACCUGCGCCUAGCUCGACUUCGUCUGCGGCCUAUUCUCAAUUCACCAUCCCUGCUGCCUCUGAUGUCGGUGCGCAAUUGAUUGCCAACAUUGACGAUCCUCAAGCCGUCAAUGCCCAGGCCGUCUGUCCCGGAUACAAGGCAUCGAACGUCGAACGAUCUGCGAGCGGACUGAAGGCCACUCUGAGCUUGGCGGGUGAGCCUUGCAAUGUGUAUGGUACGGAUGUGGAGUCGCUGGACCUCUCAAUCGAAUACCUCGCGACGGACCGCCUGAACAUCGAAAUCAUUCCUUCUCAUAUCGACGCGUCCAACCAGUCUUGGUACCUGCUUUCAGAGGAUCUCGUCCCUAAAGCCAAAUCCGAUGGCACUGGCAACAGCAAGAACAGUGAUCUUGAGGUUGAAUUGUCCAAUGAUCCUACGUUCGGCUUCAAGGUGAUCCGCAAGGCUACCGGUGAUGUGCUGUUCGAUACAACGGGAUCGGUACUCGUGUACGAGGAUCAAUUCAUCGAAUUCGUCACUGCCUUGCCAGAAGACUACAAUCUCUACGGUCUCGGAGAAAAGAUUCAGCAACUGCGGCUUCUGAACAACUACACCCUGACCACCUAUGCAUCAGAUGUUGGAGACCCAAUUGACGGAAAUAUCUACGGAUCCCAUUCCUUCUAUUUGGAUACACGCUACUAUGAAGUCAACGAACACGGUGCUCACUCAUUCGUCUCCAUCGACCAGGCGGAGCAAUCCAAGGACUAUGUCUCCUACUCGCACGGCGUCUUCCUUCGAAAUGCUCAUGGCCAGGAAGUUGUUAUGCAGCCCCAGAAUUUGACUUGGCGUACCCUAGGUGGUAGCGUCGACCUUACUUUCUACUCAGGCCCGACCCAGGUUGAUGUCACCAAGAACUAUCAGCUUAGCACUGUUGGACUACCUACCAUGCAACAAUACUUCACUUUCGGCUAUCAUCAAUGCCGCUGGGGUUAUCAAAAUUGGUCCGUUGUGGAAGAGGUCGUUGCGAAUUUCGAGAAAUUCGAGAUCCCCUUAGAGAAUAUCUGGAACGAUAUCGAUUACAUGCACGGCUACCGUGACUUUGAUAAUGACCCGAUUCGAUUCGGCUACAGUGAAGGCGAAGCGUUCUUAGAGAGACUGCACAAGAGUGGCCGCCACUACAUCCCAAUCGUUGACUCUGCUCUUUACAUCCCCAAUCCUCACAAUGCAUCUGAUGCAUAUGAUACCUACACUCGGGGUGCUAAGGAGGGUGUCUUCCUAAAGAACCCGGAUGGCAGCGUCUACAUUGGCGCUGUGUGGCCCGGCUAUACAGUGUUUCCUGAUUGGCACCACCCGAAGGCUGUCGAAUUCUGGGCGAAUGAGAUCGCUACAUGGCACGGCAAGAUUCCUUUUGAUGGCAUCUGGAUUGACAUGAGCGAGGUUUCGUCUUUCUGUGUCGGCAGCUGCGGAACUGGAAAUCUCACCCUGAACCCGGCCCAUCCGUCCUUCCAGCUGCCUGGGGAGCCCGGAAACGUUAUUUAUGAUUACCCAGAGUCAUUCAACGUGACGAACUCGACCGAGGCAGCCUCCGCCUCGGCCGCCUCAGCCAGCCAGGCUUCAGCUGCGGCCACAUCGUCGUCCGACUCGACCUCUGUCUCCUACUUGCGGACUACACCCACACCGGGAGUUCGGAAUAUCAAUCACCCUCCAUACGUGAUUAAUCACGAUCAAACUGGUCACGAUCUCGCUGUGCAUGCCGUGUCUCCCAACGCCACCCAUGCGGAUGGUGUCCAGGAAUAUGAUGUUCACAACCUUUUUGGCCACCAGAUUCUCAACGCCACCUACCAAGGUCUGUUGAAGGUGAACUCGGAGAAACGACCGUUCAUCAUCGGACGUUCUACAUUUGCUGGUUCCGGCAAGUGGGCAGGUCACUGGGGUGGUGACAACGCGUCUAAGUGGGCGUAUAUGUUUUUCUCUAUUCCACAGGCACUGUCGUUCUCGCUAUUUGGUAUCCCCAUGUUUGGCGUGGACACAUGUGGAUUCAACGGCAACAGUGACGAAGAACUUUGCAAUCGCUGGAUGCAACUCUCCGCAUUCUUCCCCUUCUACCGCAACCACAAUGAACUUUCGACAAUCGGGCAAGAACCUUACCAGUGGGCGUCCGUUAUUAAGGCAUCCAAGACAGCUAUGGAGAUCCGUUACGCCAUUCUACCGUACUUCUACACCCUGUUCCACCUCGCGCACACCACUGGCUCGACGGUGAUGCGGGCUUUGGCUUGGGAGUUCCCGACCGACCCAUCCUUGGCUGCUGUUGACACGCAGUUCAUGCUAGGCCCGUCCAUUAUGGUUGUCCCUGUCCUUGCCCCCUUGGUAGACACCGUAAAGGGCGUUUUCCCCGGUGUCGGUGGGAAACAGGGUGAAGUCUGGUAUGAUUGGUAUACACAGACCGCAGUCAUGGCCGAACCCGGAGUCAACACUACGAUUGCUGCUCCGUUGGGUCAUAUUCCCGUCUACGUGCGCGGUGGCAGCGUUCUACCGAUGCAAGAGCCUGCCAUGACGACCCGGGAUGCGCGCAAUACCCCUUGGUCUCUGUUGACGGCUCUCUCCAGCGAGGGUGCUGCGACUGGCCAAUUGUACCUCGAUGAUGGCGAGAGCAUUUACCCCAACGCUACGCUCAACGUUGACUUUGCUGCCUCGCACUCCAGCCUGAACGCCUCGCCUCAUGGAAAUUGGAAGGAAUUGAACUCGCUUGCCAGUGUGACUGUCUUGGGCGUGACCGCGAAGCCUGGUGCGGUCACAUUCAACGGCAAGAAGGUCUCAUCCGUCCACUACAAUUCCACUUCGCAUGUGCUGUCGGUUAGUGGCCUGGAGCAGCUGACAGAAGAAGGUGCGUGGAGCAAGAAGUGGGUUCUGAAGUGGUAG